UCAAAUCAGUCUGCUUCAAGAGCCUCAUACCACCAGUUCACCCAAAACUAAACAUUUUAUUUCAAUAUGACGAACACUGUGUCAGUAUCAACUAACGAGAACUCUCCGGUUGGCCAAAACAUUGGAGCCAUCAAAAACACGAUGUCACCUACUGAAAUAUCUAUUCAGCAAUUGCCAAAUCUCGCUUCGAAUUGGUCGACUUUUCUUAGAGAUAUUACCAACGAUCGAAAGCUGCGAGCCGAGCGUAUAAAUCGGCAGUCGGAAAAUGUCAUUCAAUUUAUAAAUAGAUUUCCCCUUUUGGAAUCUUCCUGAAAAUCCUCCCGGAGGUGAAAAUAAUAUUAUCACCAAAUUCGGACAAUUUAAAAUUAUACAUAUUUAGA
Molecule: messenger RNA, 380 nt
Organism: Drosophila mauritiana
Lineage: Eukaryota; Metazoa; Arthropoda; Insecta; Diptera; Drosophilidae
Exons: 1
Coding region: 67-312 (81 amino acids)
Source: RefSeq, a predicted model, not a curated record